AUGGAGAAUCCUGCGCAUGCGCGCAACGAGGCUAGCGGUAACGGAUCCCACUCGGACAGCGAGUACGAUUACGAGGAUCGCGAAGAGUGCGAACUGCAGCAAAUAGGUGGUGGUGCGACCGCUGCCCCUCAUAUUCCUCAUCAUCAUAAUCAUGCUUCUCAUACUCGCACCCCCAAUCCCCCGCCGCCCGGACCCACCCCGUACGCGGUUUCCCUGGUGAGCGACAUACCUUCCGCGUUCGAGCUCUUCUUUACGCGCGCGAUCCGUGCGCUCGUCUUGGAGAUGACGAACCUGCACGCCGAGCGCACGGGCUACGGUCUGCGCUACCCGUGGUGGAAAGCGGGCAUGGGCGAAGCGGAGCUGCGCGCUUACGCGGGCCUCCUGAUCCUCACGGGCGUGUACAGGUCCCGGGGAGAGGCCGCGGCGAGCCUGUGGGACGCGGAGAGCGGACGCUCGAUAUUCCGAGCGACCAUGCCUCUGAAAGCGUUUUACGCGUACUCUACGCUGCUGCGCUUCGACGACCGCGAGACGAGGGCGCAGAGGAGAUCCUCGGAUAAGCUCGCAGCGGUGAGAGAACUCUGGGACAGGUGGGCCGACAUGCUGCCCUACAUGUACAACCCCGGACCCGAUGUCACCGUGGACGAACAGCUGGUCCCCUUCAGAGGUCGCUGCCCCUUCAGACAAUACAUGCCCAGCAAACCGGCCAAAUACGGGAUCAAGUCUUGGGUCCUGUGCGAUGCCAAAUCCAGCUACGCGUGGAAGAUGCAGGUCUACCUGGGGAAAAAUAAUAAACCCGCGACCCCCGCGCGUCCCAAAAAAAACCAAGGCGCGCGCGUGGUACUGGAUCUAACGGUCGACCUCCUCGGCCCGCGCAACGUGACCUGCGACAACUUCUUCACGUCCUACGAGCUCGGCCAGCGGCUCCUAGACGCGAACCUGACCAUGCUCGGAACCGUUAGGAAGAACAGACCCGAACUCCCUCCCGCGCUCAUCUCCGCUAAAGGUAGAGCCGCCUUCUCCUCCGAGUUCGCGUUCGCUACCGGACCGGGGCCGGGAGGACACAGAACCACCACGCUGGUCUCGUACGUACCGAAGAAAAACAAGAACGUGCUGGUGAUGACUACGCUACCGUGGCACUCUCGAACCGGAGGACCAUCAUCCUCAGCGUCAGCUUCAUCAUUCACCGCGAGCGGACUCAGCGAGCGCCCCGAGCUGGUGCUCAAGUACAACGCGACCAAGGGAGGAGUCGACAACCUGGACAAGCUGGUGGCCACCUACAGUUGCAGGAGGAUGACCUCCCGCUGGCCCGUGGCCGUGUUCCACAACAUACUCGACGUGUCCGCGUACAACGCUUACGUGAUAUGGCGAGAAACGAACCCGGGCUGGCUGUCCGGGCAUCGCAACAAGCGCAGGUUCUUCCUCGAGCAGCUGGGUAAAGCGCUCGUGGCCCCUCUUAUAGAGAAAAGACGCGGGCUGCCCCGCUCCGAGGCCUCGCUCGCGCUGGUCCGAUGCGUGAGAACCGCUGCGAGCGCGAACACGAACGCGACCGGGGCUCGGUGCGAGUCUCGUCCACAUUCUCGUCCUCAUCCUCAUCCUCAACCACCUUCGCGAGAGGAACCUUCUGAAACUGGGUCACGUGACAGAACCGAACCGCUCCAGCAGCAGCUGCAGAAACUCCAAGCCAGCAAGAGGAAGCGGUGUCAGAUAUGCCCCGCUAAAAAAGACAGCAAAACCUUCACCACGUGCCGAGGCUGCAGCAAGUACGUGUGCAGGAGCUGCGCGCUUCCGUACUGCCCUUCGUGCGUGUGA
Micropterus dolomieu (smallmouth bass) is the source of this 1809-nucleotide messenger RNA. RefSeq names its product piggyBac transposable element-derived protein 4-like. The record is from RefSeq and is a predicted model, not a curated record. NCBI's taxonomy places the organism in Eukaryota, Metazoa, Chordata, Actinopteri, Centrarchiformes, Centrarchidae. Bases 1 to 1809 code for a protein of 602 amino acids. The transcript is spliced from 4 exons.